Molecule: messenger RNA, 1380 nt
Organism: Ascochyta rabiei
Lineage: Eukaryota; Fungi; Ascomycota; Dothideomycetes; Pleosporales; Didymellaceae
Product: Aminomethyltransferase
Exons: 2
Coding region: 1-1380 (459 amino acids)
Biological process (GO): glycine catabolic process
Cellular component (GO): mitochondrion
Molecular function (GO): protein binding; aminomethyltransferase activity
Source: RefSeq, a predicted model, not a curated record
AUGGCCUCGAAAAGAGCUGUUGCAAUGCUGCGGCCGGCUGUCAAUGCCUCUGCAACUCGCGCAUUGAGACUUGAAUCUGCUCAAAAGCUACAGUACUCUACUCGAACCAUAGCUGGCCAAGCUAUAGCCCUCCACAAAUUCGAGGUACGACAGCUGCAGCAAUGCGUCCGUUACGCCUCGUCCGAGGCUUCUGGAGAGAAACCGGCGAGAACGGGUCUGUAUGAGCUUCACAGCAAACAUGGCGCCAAGUUUGUGCCCUUUGGCGGUUAUGAGAUGCCAGUGCAGUACAGCGACCAGAGCAUUAUCAACUCACACCACUGGACCCGCGAGAAGGCCAGCCUGUUCGACGUGGGACAUAUGGUACAACACCACUUCUCCGGCUCCGGCGCUGAAGCGUUCCUUGAGAGCAUCACUCCCUCCUCCCUCUCCACCCUGCCCGAGAAUCAGUCGACUCUCUCGACCCUACUGCACCCCGAGACUGGAGGCAUCGUCGACGAUACUGUCAUUGCGCGCCUGCCAGACAGAUUUUACGUCGUCACCAACGCUGGCUGUCGCGAGAAGGACAAAGCUUACCUGUCUGAACAACUCGAAUCAUGGAAGAAGCAGAAUCCUGACCAGGCCGUCGAGUGGAACAUCCUUGAUGGACAGGGCUUGAUUGCUCUCCAGGGGCCCCUGUCUGCCACCCUCCUCUCUCGCAUCCUUGCCGACGAGUCAACCACUACGCUCAAGUCGUUGUACUUUGGUCAAUGCACCCCAGCGACGAUCAAGGGUACAGACGUCGAGGUGCUGGUGAGUCGCGCAGGAUACACUGGAGAGGAUGGCUUCGAAAUCAGCAUCCCCUCUUCUGCUACCGAAGCCGUCACCCAAUUCCUUCUCGAUAAUGCCAAGGAUGAGUUGCGUUUUGCUGGCCUCGGUGCACGCGACACCCUCCGUCUCGAGGCUGGCAUGUGUCUUUAUGGCCACGACUUAGAUGACACCACAACCCCCGUCGAGGCAGCGCUGUCUUGGAUCAUCGGAAAAGAUCGCCGCGCAAAGGGCGGCUUCCACGGAGACUCCGUAAUCCUGCAGCAACUGAAGAAGAAGUCAGACGGUGGUGGUGUGUCGCGACGCCGCAUUGGCCUGAUCGUCGAGGGUUCGCCUGCUCGUGAAGGCGCUGAGAUUGUCAGCGAGUCUGGCGAGAAGAUCGGCAACAUCACCUCCGGCUGCCCCUCGCCCACUUUGAAGAAGAACAUUUCCAUGGGGUACAUCAAGGAUGGUUUGCACAAGGCCGGCACUGAGGUGCACGUUGUUGUACGUGGAAAGAAGAGGAAGGCGGUGGUGACCAAGAUGCCUUUUGUUCCCAGCAAAUACUUCAAGCAACCCACCACGGCAAAGGCGUAG